AUGAUUCAGCUUUCCAGAAGGCACAGUCUUUGCUCUUGUCAAAUGCUGUACUUCAGCUGUGUAACAGUGCAAAUGGGGAUCAGGGAAAUGUUUUGACCCAUAUGGCAGUCCUACUGGUGUCAGCAAAUAGAGAGCUUAAUUUGAAACGAAGAGAUCUCAUUUGUCCUGACCCGAACAAGCAAUAUGCUCCUUUAUGCAACCCAUCUACAGUUGUGUCAACAUUCUUGUUUGGAGAUGACCUAAACAAGGAAGUGGAAGAGUUAACAAAGUCACAAACUCAGCAAUAA
This is a messenger RNA of Porites lobata, 287 nucleotides long. The record is from the annotation of a GenBank genome assembly. NCBI's taxonomy places the organism in Eukaryota, Metazoa, Cnidaria, Anthozoa, Scleractinia, Poritidae.